CGAAGGCUGGUCACGUGACUAGCACUGGGUAAAAACCCUAGCCCAAAGCCCUGAUGUAGCCCUAGCACAAGUCUCACCCUAAGCCAAAUCUCAACCCUAGGUCUAAAACAACAGUCCUAACCCUAAUCAUGUGUUAACCCCAACCGCAGUUUUAACAAAUAGUGCGAAAAAUCACUGGUCACGUGACCAGKAAUUAAACCUSUUGAAAUGUUUAUAUAAUGUCAUUUUAACAAAUCUGCUACAAGCAUCAUCCCUUUCAGCAUUUUAKACACACCCAUGAACUUGACUUAAAAUASAACUAACUUAUCACGACUCGCUGCCAUUGCUAUUGUAAGGGGGACUUGGAACACGAUAGAUCAUCAACAAUUAGCUAACUUAGUAACACUGACGUUAUGUGAUGUUUUUGUUCACCAGGUUCUCAUACUAACCAGUUUUCUUUUGUUAGUUCGGUUUUAGUCAGGGGGGAGCUGCUCUUCUUUUCCUUUGCACCUCUGGGGCAUAUACAAUAGGUGCUCCGCUUGCUGGUUUUUUCCUGAACAAAAAGCCAUGGGGAAGAAUAUCGAUCGUCGCUGGAUCACUUGGCGCUGCAUGUGGUAUAUUAUUCAUGGGACCUGCACCAUUUUUUGCUCAAGUCCUUCCUGAAAAAGCUGUGUGGUUGCUGGUUGUUUCUCUUUUUGGUCGUGGACUUUUCAAUGCUUGGUUCUUUGUUUCUAUUCUUCCUGAAAUGUUUAACUGCUGUCAAGAAGCGGGCUUGCAUCAUAGUUUGCAGCUAGACUCCAUGGUUUCUUGUUUAUAUACUGGCUUCAUCAAUUUAGGAUCAUUUGUCGGUCCCUUUGCUGGUGGUUUUAUGAACAAUUACCUCGGAUUUCCUUGGAGUACAGCUAUCGUCUCUAUUUUUCUGGCAGCAAAGGCUCUGGUCGCUGCAAUUUUUUUUGCUUAUAACAGACGUACCAGUCAUACUUCAUACGAGAAAAUAGAGGAUAAAUGAGGUAUAAAGCUUUCUAGUAUGGAAGAUUCCAGAAAUCGCCAGACACGGAGGCAGAAAAGAUGGGGACAAUUUUAUUUCAAUUCUACAAGAAUAAAUCCAAUACAUACGUUGUAGAGUGGACGUACUAAAACAUUGUUUAUUAUUAAUAGUGUGGUUUAACCAUGAAAUACACUUUAACAGCGUUCUACACAUUAUUAUUCUUUAUUUUGGACGUUUUUCUUCGCCUUUUAGGUGCAUCACACAAUAUUACACUGUUAAACUUUGUUUCAAGGGUUUAUGACGCCCACUCUUAAAGUGUUCAAUAGACAAUGUGAAAAAAGCUAUAAAUAAGCAUAAAUUAUAAUCUAUUUUGUACUAUGUUUGCUUCGCGGAGUGCGCUCAUUCUACUAAAGGUGCAAGUAAUAAUUUAUAAUUGCUACUGGUAAUAUAUAUGAAUGAAGAUCAAUGUCUCCCUUGUCAUUCAAUC
Molecule: messenger RNA, 1454 nt
Organism: Exaiptasia diaphana
Lineage: Eukaryota; Metazoa; Cnidaria; Anthozoa; Actiniaria; Aiptasiidae
Product: MFS-type transporter SLC18B1-like
Exons: 8
Coding region: 605-988 (127 amino acids)
Molecular function (GO): transmembrane transporter activity
Source: RefSeq, a predicted model, not a curated record